UUUGUUCUCCCCGGACAGAACUCAGAGACGCACACAUGUUCGUCGUUUCCUUGGUAACCGCACUACGUUCUCUACCUGUCGUAGUGUUGACGGUCUGUUUGAAGGUGUGAAGGCAUGGACAUCCAGGGGCUGAAAGUGUGGAGCUGUGGAGAUAACAUCGUUGACAUGGUCGACAUGGACGACCUGGACGACCUGGACAACCUGGACGACCUGGACGACCUGGACGAGGAGAGCUCUGCUGUCUCCAGUUCAUCAGCCGCAGACACCGCUUUUGAUGCUGUUAUUGGCUGCAUAGAGGACAUCAUCAUGGAGGAGGAGUUCCAGCAGCUGCAGCAAAGCUUCAUGGAGAAACACUACCAGGAGUUUGAUGACUCAGAGGAGAACAAGCUCAGCUACACACCCAUCUUCAACGACUACGUUGACUUGCUGGAGAACCAUCUGGAGCAGCAGCUGAUGGCGAAGAUCCCUGGCUUCAAGAUGAACACUUUCAUAGAGCUGCUCAUGCAACACAAGGAGGAGGUGCCAGGUGAUAUCUUUGACAUAAUGCUGACGUUCACUGACUUCAUGGCCUUCAAGGAGCUGUUUCUGUUUUACAAAGCAGAGAAGGAGGGUCGAGGUCUGGACAGUGGUCAAGAAUUUCUGGUCACAUCUUUAAUCCCUGCAGGCUCAAAACUCAACAGUAGCACUGAAUUGCAGUGACACACACACACACACACACACACACACACACACACACACACACACACACACACACACACACACACACACACACACACACACACACACACACACACACACACACACUUGAAUGGCCUCCUCCUCCAUGUGCUGAUGUAUGAUUGUAUCCAUGGGCUUUCAGAAAUUAUUGUAUUUAUGGUCCUUUGAGUAAGUUCUGAAGUUCUGUGCUCUGAUAGAAAUCUACAGUCUGUGCUCCAAAGGAUGUAACAGAAUAUUCUUUUAUGCAUUUCUCUUUGAUUUCUGUAGUGAUGGGUUAAAGAUGGAAGGUUUUUGCCUGUUGAUGCUCCCCAACCACACCGGUGGAGAAAAACGACUACUUGAAGUAUUUAAUGUGUUUAAUUGUAAUGAGCAGACGAGACGCUGAAUCCUGAUUCUACAGUUUGUGUCACACAUGUCACACAAACCCUCAAUUCUGGUACAUGGUUUGUGUCAUCCUGCUGUUUUUAUGUGGUCCACAAAUCCCCACGUUGGCUGGGGAAACCUUUGGAUAUAAAUGAGAGUGUUUGUCUGGUAUAGAAAGAACAGCAGAGCUAAUAUAUGUUUUAUACUGUUUUUCAAAUUGUUCAGUGAAAAACACUCCAUGGAGUUUGUGCCUGUGAAAGUCAAUCUGAAUGUACAAAGUGAUUGUUUUUGUUUGUGUGUGGUAGCAUGUGUAAGUGUCUAUCACUAGACCUAAGAUCUGCUUUACAGUUUCAUGUCAAAUAAUGAAGUAUUUUAUACAUGACAGUUGUAGUUGUGAAUUUAUAUUUAUGUCACAGAUGAGAUGUUUUAACAUGUUAGUAAAACAUUAUUUUCAAAGAAACAAAGCCUUAAA
Molecule: messenger RNA, 1552 nt
Organism: Notolabrus celidotus (New Zealand spotty)
Lineage: Eukaryota; Metazoa; Chordata; Actinopteri; Labriformes; Labridae
Gene: arl2bp
Product: ADP-ribosylation factor-like 2 binding protein
Exons: 7
Coding region: 115-699 (194 amino acids)
Biological process (GO): maintenance of protein location in nucleus; positive regulation of tyrosine phosphorylation of STAT protein
Cellular component (GO): mitochondrial intermembrane space
Source: RefSeq, a predicted model, not a curated record